CAAGAAGCACUUUGGUAUAACCGCGGAAUGUGUUUCAAACAUGGGAGAUUUGACAGACCUUUAAUUGUGAUUGUAUUAGUUAUUUAACAUUAACAGGCAUUUGUUGCAGGGCAAUAAGCAUAGGUUUACGUAAGUUAAAAAUAUUCGAAAUAAGGAUCUGGAAAAAUCAUGACUGAUAUAACCGUCAUUUCGAACGCAGUGCCAUCUUACGCUUUUGUAGUAUGUAACUAAGUAAUGGGAUUAAAAAAAAAAAAAAAAAUACACCACUAACAGUUACACAUGAAAUACUAAUGCGUAUUGCGAAGUGAAUUUAUUGAAGUAUAUUUCACUGUAGCUGCUGUGAUAAUGGUUAAGCAAGUAGCCCACGACGUUGAAGCUAAAGAGCGAACUAAAGACAUAUACAUUAGUGAAGAUGUCAGUUUUAAUGGACUUUUGCUAUCACAGAAAGUUCUUGAUGGGUUAACAAAAUGUGGUUUCAAGAGACCUUCGCCUAUUCAGCUGAAAGCUGUGCCCUUGGGUCGCUGCGGGUUCGAUUUGCUGGUACAAGCAAAAAGUGGCACUGGAAAGACAUGCGUUUUUACAAUAAUUGCCCUAGAAAUGGUUGACGUCGAAAGUAUGUCACUGCAAGCUUUAGUUUUGGCACCAACACGAGAAGUUGCUGUACAAAUAAUGCAGGUGAUAUCCAGCGUUGGUUGUUCCGUAAAAGGUCUGAAAGUAGACACAUUUAUCGGAGGCUUGCCUUUUGAGGAAGAUGUGAGAAAGCUCAAAAGAACUCACAUUGCUAUUGGAGCUCCAGGCAGAGUGAAACACCUGAUAGAGAAAGGAUACAUGAAAACAAAUUGUAUACGUCUAUUUGUUCUUGAUGAAGCUGAUAAGUUGUUGGAACCCUCUUUCCAGAAAGAUAUAAAUUAUAUAUUUUCUAGGCUGCCAACAAGGAAACAGUUGUUGGCUUUGACUGCUACAUUUCCUCAAGAAUUGCAGAACUUCUUGUCUCGUUAUAUGCAUAAUCCAUUGCAUGUGAGUCCUGAUGAAACAGCAUUGACUUUAUUGGGACUUCGGCCAUUUGUCACACUGGUUCGAGCACACCCUAAUCCUGCAGCCCAAGUUCAGAUAAAACUUGAAUGUCUUGUACAUGUUCUUUCACAUGUUUCCUUUCAGCAGUGCCUUAUAUUCUCAAAUUAUCAGAGCAGGGCUGAAAGUAUUUGCAAUAUGCUGAAUGGUCAUGGUUGGCCAGCCACAUGGAUAAGCAGCAACAAAUCACAGGAAGCUCGCCUCGAGGCAAUAGCUACACUGCGCGAGUUCCGGAACCGUAUUUUGAUCUCUACAGACCUGACAGCACGUGGCAUAGACCUAGAAAAUGUUAAUCUAGUGAUAAAUUUAGAUUUACCAUAUGAUAGUCUUACAUAUUUACAUAGAAUUGGUAGGGCAGGUAGGUAUGGGUCUCAUGGAAUUGUGAUUUCUAUUAUAGCUGAUGGUAAAGAGCUUGAGGACUUCCAGAAGAUGUUAGGUUCAUAUGGUGGGGAAAGUGCAUAUGUUUAUAAGCUUACUUUGGAUCAUUUAGUAUUAGACUUAUGGGCUUACAAGAUGGAUGAAUUUGAAAAAAUUCAAGGAACUGUUGUUAAUAAUGAAAAUGACAAGGAAACAAGAGCUACAGUACAAAACUCCUUCACCGGAAAUGCCACAACUGUUGUCAAAAAUCCGUGUAAUGCAGAUGUAGGAGGAUGCAACAAAGAGGAGUCAGUAAUGCUGGUUAAAUGCGAGAAUCUGGAUGAACCGAUUUCUACUGCCCAUGUUUGCGUGGAUGGGAAUAAUCCAAACAUUUCUGAAGAAGAGAGUACAAAUAAUAAAAUUGACAGAAUUGCUAAAAACCUGCUUCUUGAUCGAAACAGUAGUGAUUGGUUAACAACACUUGAGCCAUACAAUGAACUUGUACAGAUGGGAAACAGUGAAGUAGUUGAAAUAUCACUAAAAAGAAAUUGUUCUUUGAAUCUGGUAGAAGUGACUAAAGAUCUUGAAGCAUUAUUGUCAAUGAUUGAACAAAAGGCACAAGUAACAUUCAGUGAAGCCUUCGAAAAUUGUAGAAAUCUUCAAACCGAAGAGCUACUGAAUGAUUUGUGUAAAAGUGGUACAUUUGUCCUUCAGGAAGAUAUCAGUAGAAACAAAGUGAUUUCAGUGGGGAAAAGUCAGAAUUACUCUAGUCAAAACAAUAAAAAGACAGAGAAUAAGGAAAUGUCUUAUCCAUGUCACAUACCUAAAACUCCAUGCAAUGAUACAUUAAUUCUUAGAGAGGAAGUCAGAGAAGAUGAAAUGGCUACAAAAUCGGAGAUCCUGAAUGGACAAAAUGUGAUGAGUAAUGAAACAAAUAAUUUUCCAUUUCCAUGUCAUGCUUCUGGCAGAAAAGUUAAAGUUAGUGGUGUGAACCCAAAAUUAAGUAAAUUGCAUCAGGAGGCUCACGCUAAAGGAUAUCCUAAUGGAGAUGUGAACUGUGGUCCUGAAGUGAAGUGGGAUAAAUGUUAUAAAUAUAUUACAAGAAACAAAAAGAGUAUCACCCAAAACCAAGGUGUGAACUCUCACAACACUUACUCAGGGAUAAGAAAACCUGAUAAAACUAACUGGCAUUAUUAUCUUGAAAACAAUACUGUUGCCAGCAAGAGAUUGGGCAACAAUAGUAAAGGUAUUCCUUUUGAUAAUGCAGACUGGCACAAGACAUGGAGAGAACAGAUAUAUAGGCAGUAUUUGCAGUAUGUAGAAUACUUCCAGUACAUGAUGCAGCAAAAGUACAUUUUCCCUUAAAGCACUUUAUGCUGUGAGGCUUAGGAAGUAAAAUGUUGGUAAUUUUGAGAUAUUUUGUAUAUUGCAUAUAUGUAUAAAAUGUACAAAAUGGGUUUUUGAUGUUAAUUUAUUUAAACUCCUGAUAUUGAAAUACAGAGAUUUGGUACUAAAUAGUUUCACCUUCUCUUAAUUAUGGAUGACCACACAUACAACUGUGUGACAUUAACCCUGUUUUAUAUUUGUUCCAUUGGUCAUAUGAAACUGACAUCCAUUUUUUGUUUAAAAGGCUGGGCAGAGGCCUGUUCUCUCCCCACUUGUUGUGUAACUUUCCUCAGUCUCACCACCCUCAUAUUCUCACUCCCUCUGAAAUUUCUAGCAAUACCUGGAAAUGCAUUUUUCACUGCAUCUAGCUACAAACAUAGGUGUUUCUUGAGACUCCAAAACUUGAACAAUUGUGUUCAAGAAAAUUCAAAUCCAGCCUGAUACCAGCAGCAUUUAACACAGUACACUGGUUACCUAUUAACAAACAAAAUAAUGUUUUCCAAUAAUGUGAGAAGACGUGUGGUACUGUACUGCAGAUGCAGUGUGGUACUGUUUGGCUACCUUUUUUAGAAAUUUUACUAAUUAUUUUUAAUGUCAUUCAUAUACAGUUUUACAGUUACAGAUGAUUAUAAAAACGUGGAAGUACCACGGGUUAAGUCACCGUAUCACCCAGCUAACAGCUGUUUGUAGUAGAGAACAACUUGUAUACGUGAGGUGGUGGAAUAUAUAAGGAUGUCGUAGUGCUGGAGAGGGGGAGGACUGCUAUCAGAGAGCAGAAGCCUUUAUCAGUUGCCAACUCUGCACUGUACAUGUACAAGGCAUGUUAAAAAAAUGGAAGAUAAUUUUAUUUGUCUGUAUAAUACAUAAAUGUUAUCCCCUUGAAGCUAUUCUCUAUAAAACUUUUGGAACUCUAUCUUUGGAAUACCUUUUAGCUCUCCCAAAGAUUCACUUUUAAUCUCAUCUAUGCUUAUAAAACAAUGGCCCUGUAAGGUUUUAUUUAUUUUUGACAACAUAAUAAAGAAACAUGAUACCAUUUGUGGCAAGUAUGGAGGUUGGGACAUCAUUGGGGG
Schistocerca nitens (vagrant locust) is the source of this 3884-nucleotide messenger RNA. Its product is annotated as ATP-dependent RNA helicase CshA-like. Gene Ontology annotation, molecular function: RNA helicase activity; ATP binding; nucleic acid binding. Lineage: Eukaryota; Metazoa; Arthropoda; Insecta; Orthoptera; Acrididae. The transcript is spliced from 5 exons. The record is from RefSeq and is a predicted model, not a curated record. Bases 346 to 2793 code for a protein of 815 amino acids.